Messenger RNA from Effrenium voratum, 1251 nucleotides. Lineage: Eukaryota; Dinophyceae; Suessiales; Symbiodiniaceae. The record is from the annotation of a GenBank genome assembly.
UUCGGUUUUUUUCCAAGUGGCGCGCCCAAGCUGGCCAUGCCACUGCGCCCGGCCAUGGAAGCCGUGAGGCGCUCAUGAGCAUCGAGGCUUGGGCACCCGUUGGAAGGGGUGGCGAUGACGGCGAUCCGGCCGUCUCCGACUCAGCGCGCUUGGCGCGGAACGGGCACUUUGUGAGGCUCUUCUUGACCUGCAUUUGCCUGGCGGAGAUCGUCAUCCUGGUGCCCAACCUCCUCACAGAAAUAGCCCUCGAGCGCGGGCUCUACGCGCCGGUGCUGCGGGCAGUGCUCAGUGUGGUGCGGCUCAGCCCAUUGGUGUGGCCCCUGCUGAGCAAGCUGGGCAGGCCCGGCGCACAGCUGCGGCACUUUGUGGAGGUCUCGCUGCCCACCUUCUACGACCCCGCCUGCGGGGGAGUGGAGCCCUGCCGCGGGCUUGCCACGGCGCUCAGCGGCUGGUAUCUCAUCAGCACGCCCAUGCACGAUGCCUUCACGCCUCGAACCGAGGAUGCAGACAUGCCGCUGCCGCCGCAGGAGCCGGAGUUCGAUGAGCAGCUGCUGCUCCCCUGCGACGCUGUAAUCAUGUCAGCCAACGUGGGCCUCUUCCUGUGCGACGCGCUGUCCCUCACAGUGACGCCCUUACUUCGCCAUCCGGAGCCUGCGACGGCGGCGAUUCCGCACCUCCCACGCGCCGAGGCCUUCGUUGCCACCGGGCCGGACGACAUCGACUCAGCCAAGUUCGAACCCACCUGCGUGAUUUGCAUCGCAGAGUUCCAGCCCGGGGAGGCUUUGGCGCGGCUGCCGUGUGGUCACACCUUCCACCGAGAGUGUGUCAGCGAAUGGCUCAGCCAGCACCGCAAAUGUCCGCUCCGAUGUGCGGGACUGGUGCUGCCGCCCGAGCGCGGGGAGUCAGAGGAAGCAGACGGUGCUGGGCCUCUCUCAGAGAUCCUGGCGCCGUGGCUGGUGGGUGCAUCUUUGGCCAGACGGCCCUUAUUCAGUGAGAGUUCAAUGAGGUCCUCGGCGUCGCCGGCGGACCUCCCCUCCACCGUUGGCCUCCAAGAGGCGGUGGAAGAGGAUGUGCAGUGACCCCCGCAAAAACCGCGCGAGAUCCCGGCAUCUUUUUUUCUCUCCGGCGAGCCGCGCAGUCUUCCGGUGCUUUGCGUUUUGUCCAAGAUGUCAUGGAGAGACCUCCGGGGCACCUCUCUGGUGUCAACAUCUUGCGCACGGCGUGCCAGAGUGUUUCCUGGGGGAACCUGGU